Molecule: messenger RNA, 2822 nt
Organism: Xenia sp. Carnegie-2017
Lineage: Eukaryota; Metazoa; Cnidaria; Anthozoa; Malacalcyonacea; Xeniidae
Product: forkhead box protein P1-like
Exons: 15
Coding region: 358-2160 (600 amino acids)
Biological process (GO): regulation of transcription by RNA polymerase II
Cellular component (GO): nucleus
Molecular function (GO): RNA polymerase II cis-regulatory region sequence-specific DNA binding; DNA-binding transcription factor activity, RNA polymerase II-specific
Source: RefSeq, a predicted model, not a curated record
ACGAUAGCUGUGGGUGGCAGGCAUCCAAAGAAAUAUUCAAGUUUCCUACAAACUAUUAGCGUCAACGUGUGGAAAACGAAAUCAUUGUUUACCAGCGUUGUUUUGGUUUUUCGAGCGACGUGUAUUUGCUUCUAGACAUCAAGGAAUUUGAACGAAUUUGCUUUAAAAUAUAAUUAUCAAGUGCUGUCGAGAAGAAUUAAUUACUUGUUCGAUGACAGCAAACGGCGCCCUCUGACACAGACAUAGGAAGUCGAAGUGUAAGUCGAUGCUUCGAGUUUUUUCUUGAAUUCCCGCCAUAGAUUUUAGAAUGCGGGAAAGUUGAAUAUUGGUUUGAACGAAAACACAGGACCGUUUAGGAUGGCUGGCGAAAGAGCGAUAAACAGGAGUCCCUUACCACUGAUUGUUACCAUUGCUCCUGGUGAUCGGGAAUAUCCUCGUACGAAGACAGAAUGCAACCAUUGUGGGGGUGAGGUACCAAACCUCCGAGAAAUAAUGCAUAAGCACAACUAUGAUAAACCACCAAACACUUCGUCAACAUCUGAGAGCUCAAAUAAUACGUUUCGGCCAUCAGCGUGUGCCUGCAGUCAUGAUGACCGUACUCACGCUAAUACUCACCAUUCACAGCACUUCAGUAGAGAGCAAGAAAGAGACAGUAGUCUUCGUCAUGUGCACCACGCGUGCAGUCAACCUACCUCAGAUCACCAAUGCUGCUCUGAUCAUUCCCUUAGCUGCAGUAGCCGUUCUAACACAGAUAAACGUCAUCACCAUUUUCAUCGUUCAGCGAUACCACCGCCUCCAUUGUUGCUAAGACCCAGUAGUGGCUCGGACUUAACCAAUCAGCAUCAAAUUCUUCUCGCAAGAGAUUGGCAAUCAAUCCACGGUCAAAGAUUCGAUCUACCUGUUCUCAAUGGCGUCGGUUAUGCAGUUUAUGGAUGUCAGCAUCCUCUUUAUCGUCAUGGUAUUUGCCAAUGGCCGGGAUGUGAUGCAUUCUGCGACAACUUUCAACUUUUCAUACAUCAUCUUAACACUGAGCACCCGCUGGACGAUAGAAGCACGGCGCAAGCGAGGGUUCAAAUGCAAGUGGUUUCGCAUUUAGAGGGACAGUUAAACCGUGAAAGAGAUAGAUUGUCGGCCAUGAUGAAACAUCUGCAUACACAAAAGAAUACUGUUCAGAGUACCCCGCCUCCCAAGAGUUCAGAGUCCCCACCUGUUCAAUCCAUCUCGUCAACUAGACUAAGGAAAGAGACACCAAAGGAAACCUCGUCCGUUGAUCUCAUUCCUCAAGGCCCACCGAACGUCAUAGUCUGUCGGGAAACGUCAGUGAUAUCGUCCUCAAUCCCUGUCAGCAAAUCGCAGUCAAACACAAGCAAGGCCGUCGAAAAAAACGAAAAAUUGGAAGAGGAAACAAACUGCAAAAAGAGCAAAGAGAUAUCUAGUUCAGGUCGUGGUACUUACAAAAGAUCAUCACAAGGCUCUCCUGUAUCUCUUGCUCAAGAUAUGCAACAAUCUGCUGAUUUCUAUCAAAAGACAGACGUUCGUCCUCCGUUCACUUACGCAUCUUUAAUUCGCCAGUCCAUCCUCGACGCCCCUGAUGAACAGCUCACUCUUAAUGAAAUAUAUAAUUGGUUUACGGACAACUUCGCAUACUUCCGCCGCAAUACUGCUACAUGGAAGAAUGCUGUACGUCACAAUCUCUCGCUUCAUAAAUGUUUUGUGCGCAAGGAGAACGUAAAAGGAGCCGUAUGGACAGUCGACGAGAAUGAAUAUAAGAAAAGAAGGCCACAGAAAGCCUUGAGCAACCAAGUGAAACAUGACGCUACAGAGAAAAGAACUUCGUCGGUGUCAUUUCACGAGCCGCGUAUAUCCGACAUGCCGACCCAGGCCUCUUUUGAGGUAGCAACGCACACUGUGAUUCAAGUGCCUGAAUUUCCUGAGCUGAACUCGGAAGAAUUGGACUUCAAGGAUGCCGAAGAUGAUUCAGAAGAACCGCCGAUCAAACGAGCUCAUGGCGAAGUAGUUACUGUAAAUAACUCGUCGGGAAUAUCAAAACUUGUCGAAUUUUGCUCAAAGGAUAUAAACAGUCAACUGUCAAACAGCAACGUUCAAGUAAAACUUGAACCUCCAGACGAAGGUGAACUUGAAAUAUCAGAAAUGACCUAAAAGCAAUGUGUUCACAGGCAUAUUGGGAAAAUUACUGUCGUCGUGGUAAGAGAUUCAUGCCACAGUUAAAUCAUAUUGAAACGAACAUGUUAUUAUAAAAAAUAUGUCGUUUCCAUUGUUCAUUAUUUAUUAAUUCACUGUUUCGUUUGGCGCACUGACCGAUAAACGUUCGUAAACUAGAAUGUAGAUUUAUAGAUGUUGUAACAUACAGUGUAACAUAUAGAUUUAUUGCAGAGAUAAACAAAAUUAAUGUAUUUUGAACGAAUAUUAUAUUUUCCUUGCUAGCUUUGUCAUCGAAACUUAAAACUUUAAUAAUUUAACUAUGCAAUUAUAUGAGAUGAUGUUAUCAGUGCUGCCCAACAAUGAAACUUAUCUCGCUUCAUGUUGCAAUUAAAUCAUAUUGAAACGAACAUGUUUAUUAUAAAAAAAUAUGUCAUUUCCGUUGUUCAUUAUGUAUUAAUUCACUGUUUCGUUUGGUGACUUGACCGAUAAACGUUCGUAAACUGGAAUGUAGAUGUAUACAUGUUGUAACAUACAGUGUAACAUAUAGAUUUAUUGCAGAGAUAAACAAAAUUAAUGUAUUUUGAACGAAUAUUAUAUUUGCCUUUUAUACGAGCCUUAUAACUUGGUGAGGUGAGUGUAAAGGUUUUUAGAACGCGUGA